Molecule: messenger RNA, 1077 nt
Organism: Fraxinus pennsylvanica
Lineage: Eukaryota; Viridiplantae; Streptophyta; Magnoliopsida; Lamiales; Oleaceae
Source: the annotation of a GenBank genome assembly
AUGGCGGUCACGGACUCGUCUUCUCAACAACCAUCAAAAUCACCCAAUCUCAGCAUAUCCCAUCACAACCAAUUUUUAGUGUGGAGGGAAUUCUUAUGGGGCGGAAUCGCAGGAGCAUUUGGUGAAGGAAUGAUGCAUCCUGUUGAUACAAUUAAGACACGGAUACAAAGCCAAGUUAUUCUCAGUGGACGCCAGAACCAAAAAAGCAUAUUACAAAUGGUUCGGACAGUUUGGGCAAUAGAUGGUUUAACGGGUUUUUACAGAGGAAUAGCACCAGGAGUCACUGGAUCACUUGCGACUGGAGCUACUUACUUUGGAGUGAUUGAGUCCACCAAGAAAUGGAUAGACACGUCACAUCCUAGCCUCGGUGGCCACUGGGCACAUUUUAUUGCCGGAGCUAUUGGUGAUACGCUUGGCUCAGUUAUUUAUGUUCCAUGUGAAGUGAUAAAGCAACGCAUGCAGAUUCAGGGCUCAAGGAAGUAUUGGACAUCUGUUGUAGCGAAAGACAGUUCCCAUGUCAAACAUGGCACGCACUUAUAUGGCUACUAUUCUGGGAUGUUUCAGGCUGGAUGUUCAAUAUGGAAGGAGCAAGGCAUGAAAGGAUUGUAUGCAGGAUACGGGUCCACGCUUGCACGGGAUGUGCCAUUUGCUGGCCUUAUGGUUACUUUCUAUGAGGCUUUUAAAAGCAUGGCACAGUACGGGAAGCAAAAUUGGUUUCCCAACUCAAAUUUUCAAGCUAAUAGUUCUCUUGAGGGACUUUUGUUAGGAGGAUUAGCUGGUGGUUUGAGUGCAUAUCUCACCACUCCUCUGGAUGUUGUCAAAACAAGAUUGCAGGUACAAGGGACGACUGUGAGGUACAAUGGAUGGUUGGAUACUGUUCAUAAGAUAUGGUUGACUGAAGGUAUGAGAGGGAUGUUUAGAGGUAGCGUCCCCAGAAUUAUGUGGUACGUUCCAGCUUCAGCUCUUACUUUCAUGGCUGUGGAAUUCCUCAAAGAACAUUUCAAUGACAAAUUGCAAGAAGUAGCUUUUAUAUCCAUAGACAAAAAAGGGUCAUCCUUGCAAGACGCUCUUAAAUAA